This is a messenger RNA of Ctenopharyngodon idella (grass carp), 5931 nucleotides long. RefSeq names its product NLR family CARD domain-containing protein 3-like. The coding region runs from base 929 to 4141 and encodes 1070 amino acids. The transcript has 9 exons. Gene Ontology annotation, molecular function: protein binding. NCBI's taxonomy places the organism in Eukaryota, Metazoa, Chordata, Actinopteri, Cypriniformes, Xenocyprididae. The record is from RefSeq and is a predicted model, not a curated record.
AUGUAAUUAAACAGUUUGCUUUUACACACACAGGAUGUUCUGUGCAAUUUCAUAAUGACAUGGGUUUAAAAUGAAAAGUCAACUUUGGAGGGUAAAGAUGUCAAAUCAGUACACUAGGCAAUUUGGCAGGUUAUGUUUCACAAAUUAUGUUCACUCAAUUUGCUGGCAAAGUUUAUGUAAUCUGCGCAGCUUUAGUGCACAUACUCAACUCAUAAGUCAAUAUAAAUAUUAAAUAUAGCUGAGUUUGAGCAGUACCUGUGCAUUUCUGGCUUACUUCAACAUAAUCGUCACUAAGCAACAAAUAAAGGUGGGCUGGUUUGUUUGCUUUGAAGGGAAUAGUGCAAUAUAGAAAUGCAAUAAUGAACUUGCUCCCGGACGCAUUUUUGGAACCAACAUACCUUGAGUAAGCAAGGUUUGGGUUAAUCAACCGAGAGUUCAGGGCAUUUGUGACCGGUAAGUUAACCUUGCUUUCUGGAAUACCCCCAUGGCGUUUCGCAAAAUCCUCUAAACCUAAAUCUACCUCUAAACCUAUCCAUCACAGAAAACUUUUGGGAUUUUCUUUGAAAAAAAAAAAAAAAAAAAACUACCACAGUAUAGUAUGUUUUUUAAAAGACAUUAGGUUUACGAGGACAUGGGAGGAUCUAUGUUUUAUACACAUUUGUGUCCUCACAAACCAGUACACACACACACACACACACACACACACAGGUAUUGUGGCUACAGUCCUGUUGAGCCUGAGAUGACGCUUUGCGCCACUAGAGGGAGUAGGUUUGUUUUUCAUAUUAGUGGAGUUACAAAACAAGACGCACCUUAACCAAGUAGAAACGAAAGUAAAAGAAGAGGAUGAAGAGACGCAUUUUCGAGGCUUUAAACCUGUUAACAUUGGGUGUUUAAACAGCCACAUAUUUAGUGUCAGGAGAACACUAAAAUGAGUUUCCAGGUCAAGAGAGAAGAAGAGGACACUGCCUCUAAAAUGAGUUCUCCAUCUCCUGGAUCAAGCUGUGUGUUUGUGAAGAGUGAUCAAUCCAUGAGGAAACUACCCUCUGGAUCCAGUGAUGGACCAGUGACCUCUGAGUCCAGGAUCAGCAAGAGGAUGAGACAGAGAUCAGAGUCUCCAGAUCCCAGCAGUGUGUCUCUGAAGAGCAAUGCAUCCAUGAUGGAACCCUAUAGAUUCAGUGAUGGAUCCGUGACCUCUGACCCCAGCAUCAGCAAGAGGAUGGGACAGAGAUCAGAGUCUCCAGAUCCCAGCGGUGUGUCUCUGAAGAGCAAUGCAUCCAUGAUGGAACCCUAUAGAUUCAGUGAUGGACCAGUGACCUCUGAUCCUCCCAGGGUGGAGGUACAAGAUCUGAUCAAACCUGUGCCAUCUUCUUCAUCCCACCAUCUGACUCACAUCAGGCAGGACAAAACUGAAGCAGUCCUGCAGACACACACACUGGAGACUGGAGACCUGCAGAGAGUCAAAGACCAGCACAAAACCAGCAUGAAGAACAAGUAUGAACAAUUAUUUCAGGGAAUCAAACUCCAAGAGAAUAAAACCCUCCUGAACAGGAUCUAUACACAGCUCUACAUCAUAGAGGGAGAGAGUGAAGGAGUGAAUAAAGAACAUGAGUUUUUACAGAUGGAGAAAACAGCUAGAACACAAUACCUACAAGACACUCCAAUCUACUGCAAUGACAUCUUUAAAGCCUCACCUCAACCAGGAUGUGAGGAGAAAGACCAAAUCAAGACUGUUGUUACUAAAGGCAUCGCUGGAAUCGGAAAAACUGUCUCUGUGCAGAAGUUCAUUCUGGACUGGGCUGAGGGAAAAGCCAAUCAGGAUGUAGAUUUCAUGUUUGUGCUUCCAUUUCGAGAGUUGAACUUGAUUAAAGAUCAUCAGUACAGUCUUCACAAACUUUUGCUGGACUUUCAUCCUGUACUUGAAGAUCUAGACUCAAAGAUUUAUGAGGAGUGUAAAAUUGUGUUCAUCUUUGAUGGUCUGGAUGAAAGCAGAAUCACACUGAUGUUUUCAGACGCUCAGAAAGUUUCUGAUGUGACUGAGACUUCAUCAGUGGGUGUGUUAAUGUCAAACCUCAUGAAAAAAGAGCUGCUUCCAUCUGCUCUCAUCUGGAUCACCUCCAGACCAGCAGCAGCCAAUCAGAUCCCCUCCAAAUACAUCAACCGUCUGACAGAAAUUCAGGGAUUCAAUGAGCCUCAGAAGGAGGAAUAUUUCAGGAAGGGAAUCAGUGAUGAACGUCAAGCCAGCAGAAUCAUCUCACACAUCAGAAGAGCAAGAAGCCUCCACAUCAUGUGCCACAUACCUGUCUUCUGCUGGAUCUCAUCCACUGUGCUUCAGAAGCUUCUGAAAGAAGAUCUGAGUGCAGAAAUCCCUCAAACUCUGACUGAAAUGUACAUCCACUUCCUGCUGAUUCAGAUCAACAUGAGGAAUCAGAAGUAUGAAGAGAGAGAUCCAGAGAAACUCCUGCAGUCCAACAGAGAAGUGAUUGUGAAACUUGCUGAAGUGGCUUUCAAACAGCUGAUGAAGGGCAAUGUUACGUUCUAUGAAGAGGACCUGAGAGAGAGCGGCAUAGACAUCACUGACGCCUCAGUGUAUUCUGGGAUUUGCACUGAGAUCUUUAAGGAGGAAUCUGUGAUUCAUCAUAGGAAAGUCUACAGCUUCAUUCAUUUGAGCGUUCAGGAGUUUCUUGCUGGUUUCUUUGUUUUUAACUACAAUUUGUUCACUAUUAUGAACACAUUAACCUAUUUUGAGCUGCACAAUUUGCUUAAAGGAGCAGUAGAUGCAGCCAUAAAAUGUGAGAACGGGCACCUGGAUCUCUUCCUGCGGUUCCUGCUUGGCAUCUCACUGGAGUCCAAUCAGAGACUCUUACAUGAUCUACUGACACACACAGAGAACAGCUCAGAGAGCAUCAGAGAAAUCACAAAGUACAUUAAAGAGAAGAUCAAAGAUGAACAUGGACUCUCCACUGAAAGAUCCAUCAAUCUGUUCCUCUGUCUGCUGGAAGUGAAAGAUCAGUCUCUGUCCAGAGAGAUUCAGGAGUUUGUAAAAUCAGACAAACACUCAGAAACAAAACUCUCUCCUGCUCACUGCUCAACAAUUGCCUACAUGCUUCAGAUGUCAGAGGAAGUGCUGGAUGAGCUGGAUCUCAAGAAAUACAACACAUCAGAUGAUGGGAGAAGAAGACUGAUACCAGCUGUGAUCAACUGCACUAAAGCCCUUCUUGCUUGCUGUAAUCUCACUGCUCAGGAUUGUGAAACUGUGUCAUCAGCUCUUCAAUCUUCAAACUGUGUACUGAGAGAGCUGGAUCUAAGUAACAAUGACCUGCAGGAUUCAGGAGUGAAGCUGCUCUCUAAUGGACUGAAGAGUCCAAAUUGUCAGCUGGAGAUACUGAGAUUAUCUGGCUGUAUGGUGACAGAGGAAGGCUGUGGUUAUGUGUCUUCAGCUCUGAGUUCAAACCCCUCACACCUGAGAGAGCUGGAUCUGAGCUACAAUCACCCAGGAGACUCAGGAGCCCAGCUGCUUAAUGACAAACUGAUGGAUCCAAACUGCUCACUGCAGAUACUCAAGUAUGUGAUGCAUUUGGACCAUAGAGCGUGUUUAAGGAUCAUACCACGAUUGCAAAAAUAUGCCUGUGAUGUCACAUUGGAUCCAAACACAGCAAAUAUUCGUCUCGUGCUGUCUCAGAACAACAGGAAGUUGACAUAUGUAAAAGAGCAACAGCCUUAUCCUGAUCAUCCAGAGAGAUUUAAACACUAUGAGCAGGUUCUGUCUAAAGAGAGUUUCUCUGGACGCUGUUACUGGGAGGCUGAAUGGACUGGCUGGAGUUAUAUAGGAAUGACAUAUAAAGGAAUCAGCAGGGGAGGAGGAAAUCACUGUAGAUUUGGAUAUAAUGAAAUAUCCUGGUGUGUUUUCUGUAUUGCUGACAGAUACAGUGCUUGGCACAAUAGUAAAAACAAAGACAUACCUGUCCCUUUAUCCCGCUCUAAUAGAGUAGGUGUCUAUCUGGACUGGUCGGCCGGCACUCUGUCCUUCUACAGCGUCUCUGACACACACACACUCACACACUUACACACAUUCAACACCACAUUCACUGAACCCCUCUAUGCUGGAAUUAGGGUUUAUGAUUCCUCAGUGUCUCUAUGUUAGAUUUGUAGCAUCUGGAGUGAAUCACAAUGAUCGAGUCAACUCUAAAUUUUGUGAAAGCUUUUGACGUUUGACCUCCUUCCUGUAACUCACAGACAUAGCUCCGACGUGUCUGGGCCAUGUAGCCCCUUUUGUCAUGUUUACUACCUCAGAGAGUUUUGGCAGGAACACUUUCGUAACCUCAUGGGACCAAAAGUAACUUCAAAGGGCCUCCUAGUUUGACCCCCUGUUGGCCACAGAGACCAUGUGGCCACCCCAGACGUCAUUGAAAACCCAAUACUAGGGCUGCACGAUAUAUCACACGAUACGAAAAAUAACAUUGAACUUGAACGCGAUUAUCGCUUAAACGCGAUUCUUAGUGCGAUUAUGAAAUGGCAAAGCUGCGAUUGUUUUUUUAUGCGCGGCUUGUCAAUGAAGUAUGGCUCCAAAUGCUAAUCUAUCUGAAAGCACUGCAAGUUUGAAUCACUUAUAAUGUACAUUUGAAAAAGCAAAAGCGUCAAACUUCUUUUCAGACAUGAGAAGCAUUUAUUAACAUCUUGUCCAACAAAAGACAACAUUUAAUAACAUGUUUUACUCCAAACUCACUUCAUAACGACAGUUGAGCAUCCUUCUGUGAGAUGAUGUGGCUUCUUACACAGAAUAAGGCAGUCGUGUGUUUAUUAGUCAUGUUUAAUUAAUCAAAGCGUUUCAAUCUUCUGUUUAUUCAGCUACAGCGAUAUGAUGCGUGUUAUCUUCUUCUGCUGCAGGGCAUAUUUUGAGUUUCUGCACAAGAGCGCCCUCUGGCUUUCAGAUGGAGAAGCAUUUACUACCGAUCACAGAGCCGUACAGCUCUGACAAGCCACGCAUUAAAUAAUCACAGCCUUUGCCAAAUCACGUGCGAUUUUAUCGCGAUAAAUCGUGCAGCCCUACCCAAUACACAUCACACACACACAUAUAGAGAAAACUCUUUUAAUGCAACUUAUAAGUUAACCAUUCUUUCAAAAAAGUAUAUGGUGUAUCCCUUUUUAUGUAUGCAUGUCCACAUGUGUAAUUAGCCUAGUUGUGAUUUUUAGUUAUUCUAGAAUAAGUUUAAAUCCUUGUAAUCAUAUGUGUGCUUUCUUAUGUAAUUCCAUCCUAACGUGUUUAAUCUUGAUUUAAACCUCUCAGGAUGCUUGAACCAACUAUGUAUGUUAUGUUAGUGUAAAAUGUUUUAUUCUACUUUUAAAGUACUUUUGAGAAAAACAUACCCAGAUCUGACACUUCAUAAAUUAUGCAAAUGAAGGCAUAAAAACAGACAAAGAAGCUUUUUCCCACUUCAAAAUCCAUGCUGGCCAUUGGCUGGUCCAACCCAGGAGGAAUGUAGUGUUUUGCUCUAUAACAAACCAACGUGCAACCCUCCCUCCCAGUCGUCAUUACUUCGGACGAGACAAAGAGCUUUUCCUUUUCCUAUUUUCGGUCUUAUUACUUUCCAGUUAAACUCCUUUUGAAAAUCCCACUGAAGACCAUACCUCGGGAAAAGGACCAAUCGCUCCAGCUCGAACGCAGAACUUCUGCAGAACAGCGUAUGAACUACAGCACCCAAAGUUAUCUAUGCAAGUAUAGAACCAUUUGUUCCGCUGUGUUUUAAGCUUACAUUUUCUGAAGUGAUUCCUUGCUGGCUCUCAAAGGUUUAACUGUGUGUAAUUUGCCAUUCUUUGAUCACCUCUGUUUUUCCUGACUUUACUUUGGUUUAUUCUAUGUAUGUAUUCUUUGUUAUAUUUAGCCAUAUAUAUAUAUUUGUAGUUUCAUAUAUUAAAUCCAUUGUAGUUAUGCUU